GUCGACUGAACAUGAAUUAUAUUAUACAAUUUAAAGCGCAUUUCUGUUUAUGCACGCGAACCCGUCUAACGUUAUUGUUAUUUCGCAGUUAUAUAAAGUAGCAAAUUAUCGAUCCUGAAUAGGUGGCGCCGUGGUAGCCGAUCCUGUUCUUCAACUUCCGGUUUCUGCACUGUGCAACUAAAUUAACGAUGCCAAGUACUUGUUGUUGUGUACCUGGAUGUCAUUUAAGAGGAGGACAUGCAUUUCCAAAUGACUUAAAAAGGAAGGAAAAGUUGGAUCAACGCCAUGGCCCAUACGCAGAUUGGACGAGAACACGAUGAAAUCGUGGAGUCCAUCUCAAUCAGCUGUUGUUUGCAAGGCAGAUUUUACUGAAAAAGACUACGUGCAGGAAACUAUUCAUGGGCGCAAACCCACCAUACAGAGACUUAAAUCUACUGCCAUUCCCAGCCUAUUUUCCUUGACCAAGCAAGAGACUGAAUCGUCCGCAAAAAGAAAAAUCAGGGCAGUUUCCUGUGAAAACAAAAGAACUAAACCUGAUGAAUAUUGUAGUAGAAAUCUAGAAGAAAGUUUUGAUUAUAAAGUUGGUUUUCCUGAAGAAGUCAUUCAUACUGCAGACAGGAUUUAUGACUGUCCACCACCAACUGCCGAGCUAAUGUUGAGCUUCACAGAUGGAAUUACGCAAACACCAUCAAUGCCUAUAUUUUCAGCAGAGAAUUUUGAAAUGAAGACACGUGACACAGCCAUGCAUUUUUAUACCGGUAUUAGAGUUGUAUACUAAAUUUUUAUUUGUUUUCACCACACUUGGUCCAGCAGCACAUUGUUUGAGAUACAUAUAUUUUCAAAUUGAUAGGGUGUCAUUUGAAAAUCAGUUUUUUAUGACUUUGAUGAAAUUGAGGCAUUAUACAACCAACUUUGAACUGUCUAGAUUCUAGAUUGAAACUAGUGUUAAGAAUAUUGUGUAAACAUGGAUUGUUUUUAUGUCUAAACAGUGGCGUGAGGCUAACACUUGGCCAUUAAGUGGUUUAGUCAGGUAUUUUUCGCCAUCCAACUUCAAAUUAAAGUUUCCUACAACUUGGAUUAUUAUUGACAGCACAGAAUAUCCCGUGAUAAAACCUAAAGCUCCUAGAGCUCAGGCAACCUUUUCAUCAUAUAAAAACAGAAACACUGAAAAUACUUGUAUGUUCGACACCUGGUGGUUUAGUCAACUAUGUCUCUAAUGCAUAUGUUGGUUGUACCAGUGACUGUGAAAUAGUUGAAAGAUGUAGAAUAGUUCAAUUAUGUGAUCCAGGUGACAGUGUGAUGGCAGACAAAGGUUUAAAUGUGCAAGAUUUGUUUGCUCACUUUUUUUCAAAAAAAGAAACAGAAUUAGUUCCAAAACUCUUAUACGGGAUAGAAAAGUCUCCAAUUAACACGUGCACAUAGAGCUAAUUAUUGGACUUGGCAAAACAUACAAAAUUCUAAUAAAUCCUAUGAAUGGAACUGAAACAAAACUUUCAUCUGAAAUAACAUUGAGUUGUUUUAUGUUGUGUAAUUUUAGAACUUGUAUUGUGCCAAAGGAUGCAUAAAUAAAAGUGACGCAAUGAA
This is a messenger RNA of Mytilus californianus (California mussel), 1584 nucleotides long. RefSeq lists its product as uncharacterized. Bases 317 to 778 code for a protein of 153 amino acids. The record is from RefSeq and is a predicted model, not a curated record. The transcript has 2 exons. Lineage: Eukaryota; Metazoa; Mollusca; Bivalvia; Mytilida; Mytilidae.